Molecule: messenger RNA, 1080 nt
Organism: Rubroshorea leprosula
Lineage: Eukaryota; Viridiplantae; Streptophyta; Magnoliopsida; Malvales; Dipterocarpaceae
Source: the annotation of a GenBank genome assembly
GUCGGAACAUGUCGAAAAGAAAAUAAAUUCUCGCCGUCGGCCGUCAAGCUUUAUUGCAAUCGGAGUAAUAACGCUCCAAUGCUAACUCCUUUCCCACACCUUUCGCUGUUUACUUUAGAAAUUUUAGGAUUAGGAAAUUUCUUUUUUCUCUCAGCAGGGACUGGCACAAUUUUUUUUUGAAAGUAAAUUUCACUGACAAUGAAGGUAGAUUAAAAAGAAAAAAAAUUCUAUGUAUGCAUGGGGUAAAAUCCAAGCGCUACCGUACAAUACAGUUAUAGCCUUAUAUGUCUUGAAUCACAAUUACUCUCUGAACUUACCAUCUCUUGAUUUUAAUCUACAAAACCUUAAAAAAUGUCCGGGCACUUCGGCCGAGCAGGACACUCGGUUCUCUAAUAAACAAGCGAAGCUGCUUAAAUCGCAGAAAUUUGCUCUGAUCCAGGAAGUGAAUGGCAAGGAAGUCCAAAUAUCACUGACUGGAUUUAUGGAGAAGAGUACUGGAAAGUUCAUGAAAGAGCUCUGGUCCCUGCUUCUGAGUGCGCAGAAGAAUGUGAGCGGUGUUCCGCAACAAUUCUUGGAUGCCAAAGAAGACGAAACGAGGAAGAAAAAGGGAGAUGCAGAUCGUAUAACCAAUGAAAUCCAGAGGAUGAAAGAUAAGGCAAGUGGAGAUAUUGAUCAAGAGAGACUGAGGAAGAUGCUACCUUCUGGAAUUAUUUGGGUUCAUGUCCUUUACUCGGAACUACUGUAGGAUGGCGAAGUUGAAAGGAAGUCCACUGAUGCUGAGUUGCAGCUAUCAAAGGUUUCUAGUGUGCAUCCUGAUGAUGAGAGAGAUGCUGAUCAAAGGAAUGGUGUGAGAAGAAGAAAGAGUGCUUCUGGAUCUUCUCAUUCAGCUGAUUGUUCUCCGUCAUUCUCUCAAAGAUCAAGAUCUGGAUCACCCAGCAAACUCCUAAUUCUAGAAGUUAUGCGGAGUAUGUUCUUUCACUUCCCAGCUAAUGGUGGAUUUGAAUUCAGACUAUUCAGUUUUUUUUUUUUUUUUGGAAGUAUUGCCUCUUAUGCUAGUAUGCUACUGCUAGUUCUCCUUCU